ACCAGACGAAAAAAAGGCACCAGCGUUCGUACGCAUUCAAAUCACAUUUCUUAAAUUCAUCAAUUCGUUCUUCAAAUCUCCAAUUUUCUCUUCUUCUUGAAGUAAUCAUUUGAUUUCAAAUCUUUCUUCUGCAAGAAAUUCAAAGUACAACAAAGAGGAUCGAUAUAUAUAGGUCUUCGUUUCUUCAUCAUCAGAUCUUUGAGCUGCUUUUCAUUCAGAACUAGUACAACUGCUUUAUUCUCUGAAGAAAUCCUCAGAGAUCUAUCUAUUUAUCAAUCUGUAAUCAGAAUCUCAUAAUGGAACGUGAUUUCAUGGGACUAAAGAAGGACGCCGCCGCCGCUGCUGCUGCUGCUGCCGUGAAAGAAGAAGCCGCUGAAGGAUGCAAAGAUUUCUCUAGAGUGUCAGGAAUGCCAUGGCCUUUAUCUAGCAAGGUUUCAGCUCUACAUAGUUUUAUGCCUUUUAAGGCUUCUUAUGAAGAGAGGACACCAAAACUCAUGCCAGAAACUGUUGUCUCUCAAGGAUUCAUCCCUGUAUCAGCUCCAGAUGCAUUUGAGACCAAUCAAAAACGUAUUUAUACUGAAAUUCAGCACAAUAAUAAUUCAUUGAAUUUCUCUCGGGAUGCAAAGAUGCUUUCAGCUGCCCAACGUCCAAUUUCAUUUGCCUCUGGAAAUUCAUUCUUCGGUUCUCAAUUUGUUGGCAAUUCUUUCAAGCAACAACUACUAGGAGGAUCCCCUGUUGCUUCCCCACAUCCAGUUCCUUCUCCCGGUUCUGUCGUAGGAACAACUCAUUCACGGUUUGCUCCCAAGAAUUCUGCUGGCCCUCCUCAAUUGACCAUCUUUUAUGCAGGGACUGUUAAUGUAUUUGAUGAAAUCUCACCCGAGAAGGCUCAGGCUAUUAUGUUGUUGGCGGGCAAUGGCAAUGGAAAUGGCAAUGUAUCUUCGAUGAUAUCAUCACAACCGAGAGCUCAAGUUCAGAUGAUGUGUCCAGCCUCAAAACCAAACCUGCUUCCAAUUAGUACACCACCAUCCUCUGCUCUCUCAAGCCCCUUAUCUGUUUCAUCUCAUCCAGCUAAUAAUCCAUCAGGUAGUGGUUCAGCUACAAAUGACGAAAUGACUGUCAAUCUUGCUAAGAAUACUGAUUCGCCAAGAAUAGUUGCUUCUGUUGGUCCUCUUGCUGCAAUGGCCACCUUGAUGCCCAAUGCUGUUCCUCAGGCGCGUAAAGCAUCACUGGCCCGUUUCCUGGAGAAGCGCAAAGAAAGGGUGAUGAACGCAGCAGCGCCAUACUACAUAAGCAAGAAGGAUUCGUGAGGAAGGGAUGUUGCGACGCCGCGCCUAUAAAGACAGGUAUUUGAGGAUGAACCCAACCAACUCUUUUAAGAAGGAAAGAUUAAGUUUUACAAUAUUUAAAAUUAAAAAUAAAAAAGGAAUUUUUUAUUUAUUAAGAAUGAGUUAUGGGUUGGGUUUUGUUGGUUAAUUUAUUUACUUAUUGAUAUGUUGUGUUAGUAGUACUGCUUAUUAAUUUAGGUAUUUUUAUAUUUUUGGAAUUUGGAAUUUGGAUGUAGUAGUAUAAUCUUUGACAUAUUUUAUUAAUAAGUAUGUCAUGCCAAAGUUUAUUGUAAAAUAAACAUGUAUUACAUUGAGAAAUUCUUAAGGUACACAUUCCUUUUAAAUCA
Messenger RNA from Impatiens glandulifera, 1672 nucleotides. RefSeq names its product protein TIFY 6B. The transcript is spliced from 7 exons. NCBI's taxonomy places the organism in Eukaryota, Viridiplantae, Streptophyta, Magnoliopsida, Ericales, Balsaminaceae. The coding region runs from base 297 to 1307 and encodes 336 amino acids. Gene Ontology annotation, biological process: response to wounding; regulation of jasmonic acid mediated signaling pathway; regulation of defense response. The record is from RefSeq and is a predicted model, not a curated record. Gene Ontology annotation, cellular component: nucleus.